Messenger RNA from Lodderomyces theae, 1773 nucleotides. RefSeq names its product 1-pyrroline-5-carboxylate dehydrogenase (gene PUT2). Bases 1 to 1773 code for a protein of 590 amino acids. The transcript has a single exon. The record is from RefSeq and is a predicted model, not a curated record. Gene Ontology annotation, molecular function: L-glutamate gamma-semialdehyde dehydrogenase (NAD+) activity. Lineage: Eukaryota; Fungi; Ascomycota; Pichiomycetes; Serinales; Debaryomycetaceae. Gene Ontology annotation, cellular component: mitochondrial matrix.
AUGUUGAGAUCAUCAUCACGCUUAGUCGUCAGACAAGGGUUGCAAGCAUUCAGAUCUUCCACUCCCCGUGCACUCCGAACUCAAGUUCCCAAGUUGCUUUUAUCCUCGAGAACAUUUUCCCAAUUAGCACACGUCAAAACCCCACCAAAUUUACAAAACGAGCCAGUGAAACCAUUUGGUUUCAAUGAUGUCAAGGAUUGGGAUUUGUUACGUGCUUCGCUUACUAAAUUUACCGAUGAAGCUAGUUUAAAAGUACCAUUGGUUGUUGGUGGACAAAAAAUCUAUCGUGAAGACACCAAGCCACAAUUGAAUCCCGCUAACCAUUCACAAAACUUGGCUGAUGUGUCGCAAGCCACUGUCCAAGACGUACAAGCUGCUAUUAAAGCUGCUAAAGCCGCAAAGGAGUCGUGGGCCAACACACCAUGGAGCGACAGAGCUGCCAUAUUUCUCAAAGCGGCCGACUUGAUCUCAACUAAGUACAGGUAUGAUAUGUUGGCAGCAACAAUGUUGGGUCAGGGUAAAAACGUUUAUCAAGCUGAGAUUGACUGUGUUGCUGAAUUGAUUGAUUUUUUCAAGUUUAAUGUCAAGUACGCUGAGGAAUUGUACGGACAGCAACCUUUACAAACUGCACCUGGAGUCUGGAACCGUGCUGAAUAUAGACCAUUGGAAGGAUUCGUGUAUGCUGUCACUCCAUUCAACUUCACCGCCAUUGCCGCAAACUUGGUUGGUGCUCCAGCAUUGAUGGGAAAUACUGUUGUUUGGAAACCAUCAGCAACUGCAGCAUUGUCCAACUACUUGUUGUUGACCAUUUUGGAGGAAGCUGGUUUGCCCAAGGGUGUUAUUAACUUUAUUCCUGGAGACCCGGUUGAAGUCACCGAUGUCGUUUUGAAUGAUCGUGAUUUUGCAGCUUUGCAUUUCACUGGUUCAACUGAGGUUUUUAAGAAAUUGUACCGUCAAAUUAGUGAAAAUGUGUCGAAUGAUAAGUACAGGGAUUUCCCAAGAAUUGUUGGUGAGACUGGUGGUAAAAACUUCCAUUUGAUUCAUCCUAGUGCUUCGUUAAACCACUCUGUUUUGUCUACGUUGAGGGGAGCUUUUGAAUACCAGGGACAAAAGUGUUCAGCCACAUCGAGAUUAUACGUCCCUGAAUCCAUAUGGCCUGAAUUCAAAGAUAUCUUGUCUUCUCAAAUUGAGCAAAUCACUAUUGGGGAUACUUCUGCAUCAAACUCAUUAAAUGCAUUCAUGGGACCCGUCAUUCACGAACAAUCAUUCCAAAAAUUGGCCAAGGCUAUUGAUGAUGCUAAAUCUGAUCCAGAGUUGGAGAUUGUUGCUGGAGGAUCUUAUGACUCAAGCAAGGGGUUCUAUGUUCAACCUACAUUAAUCAAAACUACAAACCCCAACCAUGAGUACUUGACUAAGGAAUUCUUUGGCCCCAUCUUGACCACAUAUGUUUACCCUGACUCCGAAUAUGACUCAAUCAUCAAAUCCAUUGAUUCGGUGACAAAGUAUGGUUUGACGGGAUCGAUUUUCGCUAGAGAUAGACAAGCUAUUAGAACAGCUGAAGAGAAGUUGAGGUAUUCAGCAGGUAACUUUUACAUUAAUGAUAAGUCAACUGGUGCCGUUGUUGGUCAACAAUGGUUUGGUGGUGCUAGAGCUUCAGGAACAAAUGAUAAAGCAGGAAGUGCCAAUAUCUUGUCGAGAUUUGUUUCCGUUAGAAAUGUAAAGGAGAACUUUUACGAAUUGGCCGAUUUCAAGUACCCAUCAAACUACAACUAA